This is a messenger RNA of Carcharodon carcharias (great white shark), 9727 nucleotides long. RefSeq names its product rabphilin-3A-like. Bases 166 to 2217 code for a protein of 683 amino acids. The record is from RefSeq and is a predicted model, not a curated record. Lineage: Eukaryota; Metazoa; Chordata; Chondrichthyes; Lamniformes; Lamnidae. Gene Ontology annotation, biological process: intracellular protein transport. Gene Ontology annotation, cellular component: membrane. The transcript has 20 exons. Gene Ontology annotation, molecular function: small GTPase binding.
GUCGAACUCCCUGGCUGUGGAGUUCCAGGACACAAUGGGUCUGGAGAGUUUCAAUCCAGCUGCGACUGGACAGAGGAUUAUAAACACAAACCUGCCCACGAUUCAGCACAGAGCGACUGGUGUAGGGAAUACUGCAACCCUGCUGCCUUUUAGCAGUUGCCAGCCAUGACGAACACGGUAUUUGGGAACAACACUGACCGCUGGGUCUGCCCUAAUGAUCGCCAGCUCACUCUCAGAGCAAAACUCGGGGCCGGCUGGUCAGUCCACACCAACAAAACGGAGAAGCAGCGGAAAAAUGAGGAACUGACUGAGGAGGAAAAGGAAAUCAUCAACAGGGUGAUUGCUCGAGCGGAGAAGAUGGAGGAGAUGGAGCAGGAACGAAUUCGGCGCCUUGUGGAUCGUUUGGACAACAUGCGAAAGAAUGUCCUAGGUGACGGCUUAUCUCGCUGCAUCUUGUGCGGGGAGCAGCUGGGGCUGCUGGGGUCACACUCCGUGGUGUGUGAAGACUGCAAAAAGAAUGUCUGCACAAAGUGUGGGAUUGAAACGCCCAAUCGGCCUCGGACUGUGUGGCUGUGUAAGAUCUGCAGCGAGCAACGAGAGGUCUGGAAGCGUUCUGGCGCUUGGUUUUUUAAGGGUUUGCCUAAGCAAGUGCUUCCAGAACCAAUGCCUGUUAACAAGCAAAAUCUCGAGUCUGCUAAGGGAGAACAUCCUUCACAGGAGCCUCCAGGUCCGGAGCAGAAAGCUUCUCAUAACUGGACUCAGAACAGAGGUCAAGCAGAGGGUGCUAUCCCUGCUGAACAGGCCUCUUAUGGAGAUCCAUCUGAGAAAAGAGAAGUCAGCAGAAAGCCAGGCAGUGAAGUUGGGUCAGUGCCUUCUGUGCGAACUCCUGCCAGUUACGUUUCCUCAGGACGCAGGCCAAUGGAACCACGAGUAGUAGCGGGCAGCGAAUAUGGUGAAAGUGAGAGUCAGGAUGGAUACAGUGGUGAAAUGGAGAGUGACACCAAUAGGAGCCCAGGAGGUGGACGGCGUAACAUUUCAGCUCCGGGUUCACGACCACCCUCUGCUCCACACCAAACUAACCCUGCACAGCCACCUCAAGCAGUGGUAGGUCCUCCCUCCUUGUCGCAUUCAGUGACCAAUCAGCCUACCCCAUCAUCUGACACAAGCUACAGCCCAGUGAAGGAGGAGAGAGCUGUCCGCCAGCACCCACAGUAUACAGCGCCAAGUGCAGCCUCAGCACUGCCUCCCUCCACACGACAGCAGCAGGAGGAUGAGGACGGGGAACUUUAUGACUCGGAUGAAGCCACUACAUUGGGAGCACUGGAGUUCAAUCUAAUAUAUGACCAGAUCAACAAUGCUCUGCACUGCACCAUCAUAAAAGCAAAGGGACUGAAACCCAUGGACUCCAAUGGUUUGGCUGAUCCAUAUGUGAAAAUACAUCUCCUGCCUGGAGCCAGCAAAUCAAACAAGCUACGCACAAAAACACUGCGCAACACCCGAAAUCCCGUGUGGAAUGAACGGCUAACAUACCAUGGAAUCACGGAGGAUGAUAUGCAGAGAAAAACUCUCAGGAUCUCUGUCCUGGAUGAAGAUAAAUUUGGUCACAAUGAAUUCAUCGGGGAGACCAGAGUUUCUCUGAAAAAACUCAAACCCAAUCAAGCAAAGAACUUCAACAUCUGUCUGGAGAGAGUGGUGCCAGUAAAACGAGGCUCAACAGUUGGAUCAACACGGGGAAUGUCACUUUAUGAGGAUGAGGGCGAACAUGGCGUUGAUACUGAAGAGCGAGGCCGAAUUCUUGUCUCCCUCCUGUACAACAGCCAGCAGGGAGGCCUGAUUGUGGGAAUCAUACGUUGCGUUCAUUUAGCUGCCAUGGAUGCUAAUGGAUACUCGGAUCCCUUUGUCAAAAUCUGUCUCAAGCCUGAUAUGGGAAAAAAGGCUAAGCAAAAAACUCAGAUCAAGAAGAAGACGCUGAACCCUGAAUUUAAUGAGGAAUUCUUCUAUGAUAUUAAACACAAUGACCUGGCUAAGAAAACUCUGGAACUGUCUGUGUGGGAUUACGACAUUGGCAAAGCCAAUGAUUAUAUUGGCAGUAUUAUAAUGGGCAUUAAUGCAAAAGGAGACUGCUUGAAGCAUUGGUAUGAGUGUCUGAAGAACAAGGAUAAGAAGAUUGAGCGCUGGCACACUCUGUACAAUGCAAAUCCCAUUCCCAGUGACUGAUCAGCAUUCUACUAGUGCCCAUAUUUAGUUUCAACCAUCAAAUUCAUUCACUUCCCUCCUCCUUCCUCUUUAGUCCCUCUCAUUCCCUUUAAUCUCAAACUACUUUGAUGAGGGGACAACACCUUCAUGAAAAGUGUUCAAUUAACAUUUAUCCUUCGUUUACAUACAAAAUAUACACUACAAUCACCUUAGACCACAUUGUCACACCAUACGUGCAAAACACUGUGAGAAAAAUGGUGCAUGAUUCUUUUGGAAUUUUUUCUUCCCCCAGCCCCUUUAAAAAAGGUUGCCAAACAAUUUUCUGGGAAGACUUUUGUCACAUUAGCAACUAUAUAGGAAUGGGUUUGUGUCUCUUUUCUAAUUUCUGGAAGCACUUAGCCUUUCCUUAAACUUUCUCCAAUUAGAACCAGCUGAAUUACGCAUUGUCUUGGAGGAACUACCAGUUUCCUCAAUACCUUUGUACUGGUACAUGUUAUCACUGGGAGUCCUGUACCAGGGCAGAUCAGCUGAAACCUGCAUGCGGCAACCAGCACUAUCCCCUCCGUUCCCCUGCUAACCUCCCCCCUGCCCAAUGAUGAAUGUUUGUGCUGACCUUCAGUCGCCAAACUACAACUUCCCAUCUGAUAGGUGAAACUGCAGUAGAAUCUGGAUCCCCUAGGUUUCCUAUCCUUUCUCUUAAAUUGCACUUGGGUUGUUUCUGAUCCUCUGUUACUUUAAGAACAAUUUUGGAGCCCAAGUUUGAGGCAUUCCUGAGAUUAAAAGCCCCUUCUGGGUCUAGGGAAGGUCCCUAAACUUUGAAGGGAAUGGUAAUCCGAGAGUAUUAAAAAACAGAAAUGUUUUUUUCCCUUCCGCUUCAACCUGGCCUCUGACUCCUCCUUUGGAGCAGCAGUGUGUCACUCCAACUUCUGCCUCCUCAGUGAGCAGGCACCUCUCUUGCGUCGCUAAAAGUGCUGGCAACUGCUCCAUGUACUCAAACAACUCCUAUCCCCAAAAUAUGGGGUAGGGUCACUAAUAAGCACAAUGCCAGCUGUAAGUCAUGCCACACCCUACUUCUGCCUUCUCAAGGUGGGGUCUGCAGAAUUUCCUGCCUAUUGUCUCUACAUUGAUCUAAAAUGAUUCAAUCUAAACAGUCCAGCAACUGGUUAAAAGGCAAAUUAAGCAAUGUCUUUGACAGUAAACUUUAGAUUUUAAAAUAUAUAUUACAAAUGUUGUCCUAGGUCAAUAGUUAGGUUAUUAAAAAUCAUUUGAGCAUAAAGAUGGAGCCUGGAACUACAGAGUUUGAUUUAAAUUAUGAUAGAGAAUCACUAGCUUCCUGAAAUCGGUAUUUCCAUUGAAGCUCCGACCUCAAUUAUUGACCUAUUUUUCAAGAACAACAAACCCAAAGCAGGGUGGCAGAGAGACCUUAAAGAGAAAAUAUAUUAUCCUAAAAUGCUUGAAGUUGUAAUGGAAAAUCUCGACAUUUCUUGGUGUCUUAGCUAUUGCAACGUUGAUCUGCUAGUUAGAGGAAGAAGAGGAGUGAACAUUUUGUACAGAACCUCCCCUUCUGUAUAAUCAUGAAUGCCAAGUGUUGCCCUCAGCAUGUAAUUCCUAUUCAUGCUAUCACUGGAUGCAAGGCCAUGACAUGAUUAGGAGAAAGUUCUGUAUUAAAUGUCUGCUAUCAGGCUGCCCCUAAUCAUUUGCACUAAAGCACAAACACUGUAACAAAGGAUAUGAGACAAGAAAGAUGAUAUAGUUAUCUUUUUAUAAGUUUGAGGUGAUUCUGUAGAAUAAUUGUUGUUUAUAACUGAGUUAAGGACAAUGUAGAUGAGUUCCUACAGAAGUUAAAGUUUAAAUGGAAAAGUAUGGGGUGGGUGAAUUCCAAUGUAAAAGGAAGAUUUGGGAAGGUUGAGUUUCUGGUUUAGUGUACUUUAAAAACUUGGCUGUAAAAGAACAUCACAUUAUCAUUAGGGGAGAUUUUUUACUAUGCAAUAGGUACUGUAUCUUCAACAGCAGAAUAAUGUUUUCACACUUUUGAUCUUAGUUUUAAUUAAAACUAGUAUCACUGAAUCUGGGAUGACAGUAGGGGUCCUACAGUUGGCUUCAGUGCUCCAGAUUAGGGAAUCUUCCCACUCCUGAUUACUGUUCAAUGCCUUGUGCUGGCUAAGCUUGUAUGUUGGGAUAGAAAAGAAUUAGGCUCAGCUUGCUUACCUGCCUGCAGUACUGAAGGAUUUCUGGACUCACCUUAUGUAGGGCGUCUGGCAGAGAAAGGCAGAAAAUUGAAGCAAAAUUACCUUCCAAACAACUUCUGAAACGAAAGCUGUAAACAUUCAGCAUCUGAGAGAACAUACAAGUUAACAGUUCAGGUGUGAACCCUUCAAGAGAAUGCCUGCUUUUAUAAACUGGUUGUUCUCUCCGCAGCUAUCUGAUCUGUGUGUUUCCAGCAUUUGUUGUUUUUGUUUCAGAGUACCAGUAUAGUCAUCUUUUUGUUUUUUGUCCGCAAAUCUUCCAUUUAAUGUAGCAACACAUUUCCAAAUAAUUAAUUACCUUCUCAUUUUACCAACAUUUCCAUUUCCCUGCAAUUAAAGAGGUCUGCAAUAAAAAGCAUCAACAAAUAAACAAAUAAUUCACUGAAUUACAACAUAAUCCUAAAUGAUUUUAAGAGUACUUACCAAUCAUUCAUCCUCAUUUUGUCUGUUUUAUGCUUUCAAACUGCUGGACUAAUGUAAUCUUGGAGCAGGCAUUUUUAAUAGAAUUCAAUCAUUGGUAUCAUUGUGAAGCAGUAUAGAGGGCCAGCUCAUUUGAUUGAUAAUGUCAGAGUAUGGGAGUCUAGAUAAAAUGACUGCUCCAAGCUGCUUCUGGCCUGCAUUUUGAAAACACAGUACUGAGGAACAAGGCAAGCCAUGAAGCUAGCCUGCCUGCUGGUCUUCAAACAAGUGAUAGGCACAGUGUUUAACACAACUUCCAGUCUGUGCAUAGUAAACAGCAGAAUUUAUUUUGAAAUUGGUCUUGUUGGUACAUAAAUAGCUGUGUUUGGAACAAUCAGUAUAAAUGGCAAUUAGACAUAUUAACCCUCGUCCCCUAACUGUCCAGAGACUUUUGUCAUCGGAUGACUAAAAUUACCUGAAAAUCCAGGAAGUUCAUCCUUUGCGUUCAAAGAACGAUAUUUUUAUUUCAACAGAGUACCAAUUAACACAGAGAAAACACUGUUUAAUUGUUGACUUUCACGUCUCAUUUUCUUAUGUUGCUCAGCCAAGUGCAGCAAGCAGUGUGAUGUGAUUCUAUCAACUGACAACAAAGGCACCAAUAAUCUCUCCACAUGGUGCUGUCAGCAAAGAAUCCACUAUGUUUGCUGUCCAAAAUAAAAUAAUGCUGAGAAAUAGGCACAAAUGUAGUCAGGUCAUGGGCCUCUGUUAUUCCUAACAGGUAUGAAUGAUUUGGAUAAGCUCAAUCUCCAAGUUUGGAGAUGAAGUAAGUAGGCAAGCACAGUGCUACCAAUUCAAAAGAUUUGGAUCUGCUGGGGAACUGUCAAUGUGAAAAGUAAUACUUGAGCAAGAAGUAUAGGACAAUCAUACAGUGUGGAGGGCAAUGAUGAAAAACAGAAUAAAAGAACAGAAAGUAGGCUAUUAGAUUACAGAUGAUCUGCACCUCAACUCCAUUAGCCUACUUUGGCUCCGUAAGCCUGAAUAUCCUUGCAUAAUAAAGUCUAUCAAUUUCAGUUUAAAUUUUUUCAAUUGAUACCCCCCACCCAAAACAGCUUUUUGGAGAGAGAGUUUCAGACUGCCACUGCACUUUGUGGAAUUGCUCCCUGACAUUACCUCUAAAUAGCUUAGCUCUAGUUAUAAGUUUAUGCCUCUUACUCCCUCUCUACCUCCCCCUACCCAAGCUGAGAAAAUUGUUUCUAUCCUGUAAAGUUCUUUAUUGGCAUUGAACACAUCAAUUAGCUCAGCCCUUAACCUUCUAUACUCUUAUCAUUCUGGCGAAUCUGCACUACACUCCCCUCCCUCCAAGAUCAAUAUAUUCUUCCUGAGAUACAGUGCCCAGAACAGCACACCAGUUGGGGACAACCAGAGCUUCAGAUAACUGUGCAUAACUUCUACCCUUUGUUUUCCCAUUCCUGAGAUAAAGGCAACAUUCUAUUGGACUUUCAAAAUUUUUAGUACCCAUGUUUAGUGAUUGCUGUAAAUAGACCUGUAAAUCUCUGCUCCUCCGCUGUUCCCUAUGUUCUCGCCAUUUAGAAAAUACUCUGAUCUAUCUUUCUUAGAUAGAAAGAGAAUGACCUCAUACUUUCCCACAUUAAAUUCCAUCUGCCCGCUCAGUGAAUCUAUUAAUAUCCCUUGCAGCUGUUUGCUCCUAUCUAGAGAAAGAAAGGAGGGGCAGAUGGCAAAGUGGAGUUGAGACCACGACCAGAUCACCCAUGAUCUUAUUGAAUGGCAGAGCAGGCUUGAAGGGCUGAAUGACCUACUCCUGCUCUUAAGUCCUAUGUUACUGUGCUGGCACUAGCGUCCUAACUGAAAUGAAUUGGGAGUGGUGGUGGGAUUAAUCAACUGUUACUUGUGGGUUUACAACACAGUUGCCCAUAAUGGACCGAAUGUAGACAUCUUGCUCCAAGUAGGAAAAUGCAUUGUGUGGUAAACGGAAUAGCUAAACUGAAGCUUUUCUGAGUUUGGAUGGGGUAGGGCUAUCUUGUUGCUAUAGAGUGGGGACAAUGUUAAUCUAAUCGAUGCUGAAUCUGCUGUUUAUGGGCUUAUUUCUGAUACUGGAUGUAAAGUGGUACCAGUGUUCCAUUUCUCAGUACUUACAGCCAUCAUCUGACGGAAACAAAUUCCUUUCCUCCACCCACCACCUAGCAAACAUAUGAAAAUUAACAGCUACAAUGAUAUCCUGUGUUUAUAUAGUACCACUAACAUGGUGAAAUGUCCAAAGGUGCAUUACAGGAGCAACCAAAAACUUCCGAUCAGGGUUUGACCCUAAUAGAAGUUUAGUCAAAGGAGAAGGUUUUAAGGAGUGUCUUAAGGGUGAAGAGAGAGGUAGAGAAGUGGUGAGGUUUAUGGAAGGAAUUUCAGGCAGUAGAAGGCAUAACCGUCAAUGGCAAACAGAAUUAACUUGGUUAUUCCUUAAUGAGUGGGCUUGGGAACUUUAAUUUUAACAUUUAUGGAGCUAUGUAAGUAAUUCAGUUGGUGUAGAAUUAUUGGCUGUGCCUUGUUACAUACAACUGUAGAGACACAAAUUCCAAGUAAUAGUUUAACGAGCACAAUAUCAUCGCAAUAGUAAUCAGGACAGGAGACACAGAAACAUAGCGACUUAUUCAUGAAAUCUCUCUGAAGCACCUUAUAGAAUAAAUUUUCAUUCUCUCUAUCCUAUGUAUGCCAAUUGUCACCUAAUUGUCAAGUCUUCAUCAAUUGCCAGGAGGGAGCUUUUGGAAGAAAGCAAAUACUUGGUACUAAAUACUUCCCAUAAGCAGCUGGCCUUAAGCAAUAUCCAGCUUCUCCAAGUAGCAUAUUAAUAAAAUAAUAUUAGUCUUCCAAUUGUGUUUUAUUGAAUUCUAACUCACCCAAUGUUAGAUUGAAGAUUCUGAAACUGGGUGUCCAUUCAGCCACCCAUGUCCAUUCUGUGGACCCUAGUAUUGAAUAUGAAGAGUCAGCAUGGAGAAAUAAAUGGUGUUGUAAUGAUUUUGUACCUCUAGAUGUCUUCACCUCUUUGUAAAUAGGAUAUGAUACAGUAUUUAAUCAAAUAUGAUAGUGGCAUCUAGUAACAGAACAUCAGUACAUCACUGGCUUUAUUUUCUACUUUAUUAACAGGACAUCUAGUUUACAGCCUUGAUGCUUUCUGUGGUGCUUCACUGGACUGGCAAAUGUCCAUUGGUUAGAUAGAUUCAUUUCCUGUUUUUUUCAUCUCUGGAAUUAAAAUUUCAGGUUAACACUUCAUUGGAAUAGUGCACACAGGGACUUUCGUGACUAAUUUAACCAAAUGUGCUGAAAUUAACUAAUUUCACCCCAUAUCUGAUUUUACCUUUUUUGUGUACAAAACAAUCUGGAGCAGGACAUCUUUGCACAUCCUAAAGUUGACAUAUUUACCCUUACAGUAUUAUAGGGUUUUGCAGCUAUUUUAGUCAGAAUCCCAUCCUAUUAUCCUAACACAAUCUGAACUCUGUAUUUGCAGAGUUUUACAUUUUCAACCUUUGAGUUCCACAUUUGAAGCUUAAUCUUUUAUUAAUGGUGGUUUUAACUAUUAUUUCAAUCCUCCACUUCCCAGCAGCAUGUUAGAAUAAUUUGGAAUCUCACAGACUGAUCAGCAUCAUUGUUAUUGUUAGUUACUGAGUGUCAAAAAUUAGAUGGAGGUGCCCAUUCCUCCAAUAACAACGAUUUACAUUAAAAAGUUAAAAGACUCAUUAAGAACUCGUCAAGUCUCAUCAAGACUCAACAUUUCGCAGAGUGACAGAGACUCGCUGAGAUUUUCUGGGGUCUUCUCUUUAUAUUCUUUCAUGGGAUGUGGGCAUCGCUGGCAAGGAUGUUGCCCAUCCCUAAUUGUCCUUGAAAAGGUGGUGGUGAGCCACCUUCUCGAACUGCUCUAGUCCAUCUAAUGCAGGUUGCUGAUAUUUCAUAGAAUCACACUGACAUUUGCUGAGGUUUCACAGACAAGACUUACUGAGGUUCCAUGGAGUAACCUUGAAUCUCACUAAAACUUCCCAAAACUUCACUGAGAUAGAUAGUACAGAACUUCACACAAGCCUGACUAUAUGAUAUUACAAAAGUCAGUGCCCUUAACAGAUGUAUGGGGUCACAGUACUCCACAUCUCAUUAUCAAACCUCUGUAAAAUGUCUUCCAUAUGAUUCUGGUUGAAAAGGACAUCAUCAAAGUAGUAAGAAAAUGGGAAUCCUUAACAGAAUGAAAAUCAAUCAUUAAUUCCAAUCCUCACUGGUCAUUGAUCUAAUACACAAAGUACUUUUUCCACAUCUUACCUUUAUCUUCAUAUAUGAAUCAGGCUUAUAAUAGGCAUACAUGUCACCUUUUGAUCUCUGUCUUUGCUUCUGUCCAUCUAUAUGUAAUUUACUUGCUGCUACGAGUUUAGGCAGUGCAUGUUGCUAUAUAGCAGGCACUUCUAACAACAACCUAAAUUUGGGGCUUUUGUGGGGGUGUCAUUCAAUAACAACAACGAUAAGAUCUAAUUUGAUGCUAAUAUCUAGAAGUAUUAAAAUCAAAAAUAAAGUGCCACUUUAUAGUGUGCUUCUGGGUAAAAAGAAAUCUGCCAAUACCAAAAAAAUGCUGGUAAGAGUCAGCUAUACGGUACAGCCCCUAGCUCUGCGUAUAAGCAGCAUGUGAUACCUUCUUAAUCAGCAUGUUCAAACUGGUUACGAUUGGAAGCUGUAUAAUAUGUUUUGCAGUGGAUUUACAUUCAAUUGGAUGUAAAGAAACCAAAACUUGAUUUUGUAUUGAGGUGCCUGCAAUACUUAAGCUGUCUUCCAGUGCAUGCAGAUUAUAAACUGUGAACACUUCGUACUGAUGUUGCCUAUAAAGCGGAUACUACACACAA